Messenger RNA from Bombus pyrosoma, 3710 nucleotides. RefSeq names its product procathepsin L-like (gene daw). Bases 1332 to 2624 code for a protein of 430 amino acids. Gene Ontology annotation, biological process: SMAD protein signal transduction; BMP signaling pathway. The record is from RefSeq and is a predicted model, not a curated record. The transcript has 5 exons. Lineage: Eukaryota; Metazoa; Arthropoda; Insecta; Hymenoptera; Apidae. Gene Ontology annotation, cellular component: lysosome; extracellular region. Gene Ontology annotation, molecular function: cysteine-type endopeptidase activity; growth factor activity; cytokine activity.
GAGAACGAACCCAUUAAAAGAUAUUUAUUAAAAUCUAUCAUUUUUAAAUUAACGACGAUACCAUUGUACAUCUCUUCGUGUUACUAUCGGUCAUUAAAGGAAGAACGUAUAGCGGCAUGAACGUAUAGAUCGGCGUGUAUGGGUGUGGAUGAUCCGAAAACACGAUUAGGUCAAGGCUCGCCAAUUCCUUCAAGACACCGAAGGGAUUUACGUACUUUCACGAUGUUUCCCACCUCCGAAAGAACAAGAUAGUAUAAUAAGUAUAAAACGGCAAGAGUUUGAUCGCUCUCGGAAGCGAUAGUUUAAUCGGCCUUGAAUUCAGCUACAGAUUGCUCAUUUUCUCGACGAUUAAUUUUUUUUUUUUUUUUGUUACUUCUUCUUAUCUGGUAGACACUUGAAAUAAAAUUUCAACAAGGGGUAACCGUUUAUCGAAAAGAGUAACGUACGCAUGGGCAAUCGUGUGCGAGGUCGGAUGCGAUCGUGGAUCGAGAAAAUUUUGUCGACGAAAUUCCACGACGUUCCACGAAUUCGUCCAGUGGGCAUAUCGUAGUGCGUAUAACGCGUUUAUGGAAAAUAGACGACGGGCGCUUUCGCUUCACCUACCAAACGUUCUAGUAAUUUCAAAAUCUUUCUUACAAAGCCGAACACAUAAUUAAGAAUUUAGGUGAAAAAGAUGAAAAAACGGACUACAAAGACGACGAAGCACAAAGCAUGUUCGUGGCGCGUGUUUCCCCCGACGAUAUCAGUACGAUUCGUCUCCGUCCAAUCCGCUGUAUCCCCCGCUGAUGGAGCAAAGUUCAGACUGUACCAAGAGCCGAUGCGUGACUAAAUAAUGAUUUAACGAAGUGUCUUCAGUCUUCGCGGCGUUCUGCGUCGAGCCUGAGGACGAUAUAGUGAUAAAAAAACAACGAAGAAAAUAAAGAAGGAAGAAGAGAAAGAAGGAAGCGAGGUUGAGAGAAAGGGGGUAGAAAGGGGCAGAAUGGGAGGAACCUGAGGAAGGAAGAAAGCUCGGUAACAAGAAAGGGAACUAAGGAGGAAAGGAAAGAAGGAAGAGGGAAAAUAAAAAUGUGGAUUAAUCGAAGAAAAAUAUUUUUCAAAACACAGUCGAAUUCGAGCUAGUAGAAUUACUGACGAUUUUAUUAGCGGUCCAUGCAUUCGAUAGCUACCGAUAGCGAGAUAAAAAGAAGAGAAAGGAGAUCGAUGUGCGACUUAAUGGAAAAUCAGUGGGUAUUCCUCGAUCGAUGAGAUUCUUCGAAACAAUGUUAAAGGGGUAAACGAACGAAAGAAAAAUAUCUGUUGGAAAACACGUGUGAGUGGGAUAUUCAUACCCGAUGCGAAAUAUCGACACGAUGCGACUAAUUCAACAGCUGGUAUUACUUUCUAUUCUGUUGUUGGAUAAUCAGGUCGAAGUCACCUGGCCCAAGGCCGCAAAUCCUUUGCCUUACCUUCGGUGGGCAUCUAAUUUACGAUCAAGCAGUUCGACCUCAGCGAGUUCUUCUUCCUCUUCCUCGUUUUCUUUAUCGACCUCAUUCGAGGAAGAGAAUUGCGCCGAAUGUACACAAAAUAAGGUUGGCAUACUAACCGUUACCGAUCCGAUUUUAACAGAGCUAAGAGUCGAGUAUGUCAAACAACAAAUACUGAAGAAGUUGCGACUUUCCAAGCCACCCGAGAUAUCGAUGCCGCUGUCGACCUUGCCGAAGCCUCUGAUAAAUGGUCGUGUACUCGAACUUCAACCCGGAGCACCACUCGAACCGGAAAAAUCAGCUGACAGUUUUUAUGGAAAAACAGACCAAAUUGUUGUUUUUCCGAACGAAGGUAUUGCCGAUUCGAAAAAGUGUCAACAGAAAUCGAACCAUCUGACGGGCUUUAAUCCGGCAGCCUGCUUCACCUUUUAUCUACCCAACGAAAUGCAAUUCGUGGAUGUGACCUCGGCGCAACUUUGGUUUUACAAGGAAUACGACGAAAAUGACUAUCUAAAUCAAACUUUCGUGCUGUCUGAGCUCGAUCAUUGGGAUUUGAACGGGCAUUUCGAGAAAAACACGAUUAUGGCUAUCUUUGAAACCGAUAUCGGAGAGGGAUGGGUGAAGACCGACGUAACUUUCACGCUGAAGAAAUGGGUGGAAGAGCUUCGAUUGAAUCACGCGAUACAGAUAGCUUGUAGCACCUGUUCGAUAGAUCGAGACACAGCGCCUGUAUCCGUCGAACAAACAUUAAAACCGUUCCUCGUGAUACACACGUCGCCGUUACUGCAGAAAAACAGGCCCAAGAGGAACUCAAAUUGUCUGCCGGAAAUGAAGGAGUGCUGCAGGGACGAGCUCUAUAUUAAUUUCAAAGACAUCGGUUGGAGCGAUUGGAUUCUUCAUCCGAGCGGAUAUCACGCGUAUUUCUGUCGUGGAUCGUGUUCUUCCGCAGCUUCGUUGACCAUCAGUGGAUCUCCCUACAAUAACGUGAUCAGAAGGUUAUUGGCCAAGAAUGGUAGCACAACGCGUCGUAAAAACGAGAUCAUUCCAUGUUGUUCACCUACGCAGUUGUCGCCGAUUCAACUGCUCUACGUUGAUUCGAAUAAUACGAUCACGCAAAAAACACUGCCAAAUAUGGUAGUGGAAGCCUGCGGUUGCAUGUGAUUUGCGAAAGUCGCCGAAAUUCUCCCACGAUUCCCCCGAAAAUACCCUACGUCGGCUCGAUCGAUUCGAAUUCGAGGUCCUAUCGCACCUGAUUCGAUCGUUUCCAAAGCGACGAGAGUUUGAUCCCCUUCGUUACCUGAAACAAGUUCCUUUUGAAUAAAUUUGCACAUCCAACCUCUUCGUAUCCUGAAUUUCAAACGAGUAAAACUAUAUACUAAAGUGUAUAGAACUCUCGAAUGUUCGCCGUUUCGUCGAGAAUUUAUCGAAACAUUAUCGCGGAGAAACGUGAUACUUCUGUCGAAUCGAAUGGACUUCACGCGUAGUUUCAUGGUUCGCAGUGAAGAGACUAGGAAAACGUUUAAAGUUUAAACGUUGUGGACUGCAAAUGCUCUCAGAAAGCCCGUGGAAAGCACGAAUACAGAGUCGAGAAAGAAUGUACACGGACGAGUCGCCUUUGAUUUUAGUUUCCAUGUCGAAUACAGUUGUUUAUACCUUCGCGUACAGAGGCUGAAGAAAGUAUUUAAACAGUUACAGUAACUUCAUAUUACACAGAACAUUUUGAAAUAUUAUUAACACCACUGUCACAAUUGGUAAAAUUUGAAACGAAUUUGAAAAUCUAUAUAUAUAUAUAUAUAUAGAAGUUAAAAUAUUUGAACAGUCAGUUAUUCGUUGUAUUAAUGUGCCACGAUAUUUAAUGAGAUCAUUUUUAGCACUAAUUAUACGUUUAACACGACUAUUCAUGCUGUAUACAUACUAAUUUUUUAACAUGUGGAUCGAUAUAUGUACAGUAGCGUUCGGAUAUAUGGCCACGAAUUUGUCCGCUCGUAUGGCCACAAGUUAUCCCCACCAAUUCCUGGAACUGCUGGCGCGAGGCAGGCCUCUGCGUUAUCUAUGAUCCGCAUCGAUGUAAUUCAAAUCGGAAGAAGAAAAAUACAAUGUUUUUUAUUUUUUUAUUGUAUCGUUAGGAGAUAGCCUCAGUCGGAUUAUUGAGAUUUGUACAAACACGACUAUAUCUGAUCAACAAUUGUUAACUAAACUAAUGAAAUAUGUAAUAUACGACUAGGAGUAAAAAAUGAUCUGAUUCUA